This is a messenger RNA of Australozyma saopauloensis, 858 nucleotides long. It is a transcript of the gene CKB1, whose product is annotated as casein kinase 2 regulatory subunit. Gene Ontology annotation, cellular component: UTP-C complex; cytoplasm; protein kinase CK2 complex. NCBI's taxonomy places the organism in Eukaryota, Fungi, Ascomycota, Pichiomycetes, Serinales, Metschnikowiaceae. Bases 1 to 858 code for a protein of 285 amino acids. The record is from RefSeq and is a predicted model, not a curated record. The transcript has a single exon. Gene Ontology annotation, biological process: regulation of transcription by RNA polymerase III. Gene Ontology annotation, molecular function: protein kinase regulator activity.
AUGUCUUCGGAUCCUGAGGAUGAUUACGUGCCGUGGAUCCAACAGUUCUGCGAGUCCUUUGGCCAUGACUAUUUCGUUCCCGUCGCCCAAGAGUUUAUAGAAGACGACUUCAAUCUAACCGGCCUUUCCCUGCAAGUGCCCUAUUAUAGAGAAGCUUUGUAUACCAUUUUGGAUUACCAGGUGGAAACUUCAGAGGAUGCGCCUACCACCAAUGCCGGAAAUGGCCUGCGGUCUGGGUCCGGUAAACGGUCCGACUUGCCUAAUAAGCUGUUGCUAUCACACUCUGCAGAGCUCUUGUAUGGACUCAUCCAUGCUCGAUACAUCAUCUCCAAGCCUGGCUUGACGGCCAUGGCCAGCAAAUUCGAGAGAAGUGAAUUUGGAAUCUGUCCGCGCUACUACUGUGACGGCAUGCAUCUCAUUCCUGUGGGAGCCACAGAUAUACCGGGCCAGGAGACGGUGCGGUUGUACUGUCCAUGUUGCAGCGAUAUAUAUUUGCCACUGAGCUCACGAUACUUGAACAUUGAUGGUGCGUUUUUCGGGACUACGUUCCCGGGUCUUUUAGUUAAGAUGUUUCCCGAGAUCGAGAACCAGUGCAAGUUGCGUAUCAACAAGGUCAACCAGGACAAUUUCGGCAUACGAUUAUUUGGUUUCAAGAUUCAUGAAUCAAGUGCUACGGGGCCACGCAUGAAGUGGUUGCGCCAGUAUCCGGCGCUGGAAGAGGAGCGUCGCGAAUAUGCCGAGUGCGAGUUGGAGUUGCCGCCUGCGAAUGAUGGUGGCGUGGAUAUGUCUGUUUCUGAGGCCAGCGAGAUCGAGCCGGAUUUCGAUGACGAUAGAACUAUGGCCAGCGAAGGCAUCUGA